AUGUCUAACGACCCGGUCAACAAGCAAAGAGAGGCCGCAGCACCCUUUUGGGAUGGCGAACCAGACAGCAGGCCAGAACACUCGCCUUACGCCAGUCAAGUCUGUGCCGUAUACUUCCAAGGAAAUGGACCCCUCCAUAUCCCUCACGUACUCCUGCAUCAGAGUGUCGAGCUUACUUCCCGAAGCGUCGCGACAGACUGUUUCUCUUCGUCGUUACGCGGCCUUCACUUGGACGAUAUCGACUACAAUACCGGCCAUGUCCUUAUUCACUUUAUGACCACCGGCAGGUAUCAAUGCCUGAAGCCACAGGGAGAGACUAUUAUGAUGAGGUAUGCAUCCGAGUUUACAACUGCACUCCGCGUGUACGCCGCAGCCCAAUCCUUUCAAUUGCCCUCUCUUUGUGAUCUGGCAAGAAGAGAGAUGAUCGCACUCGGCGACAGGUUGAGCUUGCCUUCCUUGGUUGAUAUCAUGGAAGAGUCAAGUCUGUCAUUGAGCACUCUCCCGGGAAUAGCCGCGUAUGUUGAGUCGCGCAUCCUUGCUUUUGCCGAGAACAUUACCUAUCCAACUUCAGAAAAGGUACUCUCUGAGAUUGGAACUCCCAACACGCUCAGCAUGGUACUUUUGAAGGCUAUUCUGCUGCUUCAAACUUCAAAAGUAUCUCUACGUGAUGAUUCACUUCGGAAGGGGGAACCCGUAGAGAUUCUCCGAGGUCUCAGCGAUACCGGAUCCAUAGUAAAAGGCAAGGCUUCGGAUGUGGAUCAAGUUAUAAAGGAAGCCGAGGAGCAAGCAGCUAGGAGGGCCGAAGAAAAGGUUGCUCAAGAAGCAGAAAAGGCUACAGCUGCCGCUAUGGCCGUGGCGCAAAGAAUUGCUGCGGCUCAGGCGACUGAAGCAGUUCAUGAAGAGGGGGAAAUUGCUUGCUUAUUAGCAAAAAAGGCACACAGCGGAGGCAGGCUUUUCAAAGAAAAAGACGAAAAGAGGCUUUCUGCACUCGAGCAUAAUGCCACAAAGAGAGCUGAAGCUCGAGCUACUCAUGAACUUGCUGAAGCAAAAACUGCCCACGCACUAAGUGCCCCCGCUGCAGACAAGGUCGACCUUUCGCUGUUGUGGGCCGCCAGGAAUGGAAGCGAGGCCAUGGUCAAGAUGCUCCUCGAUACGGGCAAGGUCGACCAUGAUGCGAAAGAUUACAUUGGCUGGACGCCGCUGUUGUUGGCCGCCAGGAAUGGAAGCGAGGCCGUGGUCAAGAUGCUCCUCGAUACGGGCAAGGUCGACCUUGAUGCGAAAGACAAGAGCGGCCGGACGCCACUGUCGUUGGCCGCCAGGAAUGGACAUGAGGCCGUGGUCAAGAUGCUCCUCGAUACGGGCAAGGUCGACCUUGAUGCGAAAGACACAGAGUAUGGCCAGACGCCGCUGUCGUGGGCCGCCGAGAAUGGACACAAGGCCGUAGUCAAGAUACUCCUCGAUACGGGCAAGGUCGACCAUGAUGCGAAAGAUUACAUUGGCUGGACGCCGCUGUCGUUGGCCGCCAGGAAUGGAAGCGAGGCCGUGGUCAAGAUGCUCCUCGAUACGGGCAAGGUCGACCAUGAUGCGAAAGACAAGAGCGGCCGGACGCCACUGUCGUGGGCCGCCGAGAAUGGACACGAGGCCGUGGUCAAUAUGCUCGUCGAUACGGGCAAGGUCGACCAUGAUGCGAAAGACAAGAGCGGCCGGACGCCACUGUCGUGGGCCGCCGAGAAUGGACACGAGGCCGUGGUCAAUAUGCUCCUCGAUACGGGCAAGGUCGACCAUGAUGCGAAAGAUUACAUUGGCUGGACGCCACUGUCGUUGGCCGCCAGGAAUGGACACGAGGCCGUGGUCAAGAUGCUCCUCGACACGGGCAAGGUCGACGUUGAUGCGAAAGAUGUAGAGUAUGAUCGGACGCCGCUGUCGUGGGCCGCCGAGAAUGGACAUGAGGCCGUAGUCAAGAUGCUCGUCGAUACGGGCAAGGUCGACCAUGAUGCGAAAGACAAGAGCGGCCGGACGCCACUGUCGUUGGCCGCCAGGAAUGGACACGAGGUCGUGGUCAAGAUGCUCCUCGACACGGGCAAGGUCGACCUUGAUGCAUAA
Molecule: messenger RNA, 2103 nt
Organism: Fusarium poae
Lineage: Eukaryota; Fungi; Ascomycota; Sordariomycetes; Hypocreales; Nectriaceae
Exons: 2
Coding region: 1-2103 (700 amino acids)
Molecular function (GO): protein binding
Source: RefSeq, a predicted model, not a curated record